UGGUGGUAGAAAGGGCUGUAGAGGGCGGUGACUCCAGAGACAGCUCGGUUCCCUUGGAUAAGCCAGAGACUUGGGAGCUUUUGUGCACCCUGAGUCUCCAGGAUGAGGCCUGCGCUUGCCUUGUGCCUCCUCUGUCCUGCUUUCUGGCCCGGGCCAGGGAGUGGCGAGCACCCCACGGCAGAUCGCGCUGCCUGUUCGGCCUCGGGGGCUUGCUACAGCCUGCACCACGCGACCAUCAAGCGGCGGGCAGCCCAGGAGGCCUGCAGCCUGCGCGGUGGGAUUCUCAGCACCGUGCACUCAGGCUCGGAAUUGCGUGCAGUACUCACGCUCCUGCGUGCAGGUCCCGGGCCUGGCGGAGGCUCCAAGGACCUUCUGUUCUGGGUGGCUCUAGAGCGCGGCCGUUCCCAAUGUACCCUAGAUAAAGAGCCUUUAAGGGGUUUUUCCUGGCUGCCCCCGGACGCAGGAGACUCGGAGGACAACACGCUGCCGUGGGUAGAGGAACCACAACUUUCCUGCACCGUGCGAAAGUGCGCGGGGCUCCAGGUCACCGGGGGAGUGGAGCCUGCAGGCUGGAAGGAGAUGAGCUGUCAACUGCGCGCUGAUGGCUACUUGUGCAAGUAUCAGUUUGAGGCCCUGUGCCCCGCGCCGCGCCCCGGAGCCGCCACUAACUUAAGUUUCCGUGCUCCCUUUCGGCUGAGCAGCUCGGCUCUGGACUUCAGCCCUCCUGGGACCGAGGUGAGUGUGAUAUGUCCCGGGGGGGACCUCUCCGUCUCGGCCACCUGCAUCCAGGAAGAGACAGGUGCUCGCUGGGACGGGCUUUUCCCCGGGGCUGUGCUCUGUCCCUGCUCUGGGAGGUACCUUCGUGAUGGCAAGUGCGUGGAGCUCCCUGACUGCCUAGACCACUUGGGAGGCUUCGCCUGCGAAUGUGCUGCAGGCUUUGAGCUGGGGAAGGACAGACGAUCUUGUGAGGCGAAAGGGGAAGGACAGGCAACAGUUGCGGGGACCAAGCUGCCCACCAGGCACGCAUCAGCCACUCCUGCCAACCCACUGACAAACAGAACAUGGCCAGGCAAGGUCCAUGAGAAGCUAGGAGAGACGCCCCAGGUCACUGGACAAGACAGUUUUGCGACAUCUAGUUCCGAGAUUCUUCAGUGGGGAACACAGAGUACUUUACCUACUGUUCAUAUGUCCCCACAAACCAAGCCAAAAGUCACCAUCAGGCCGUCAGGAAGUGUGAUCCCCACAAUGAACUACGCAACUUCCCCCUCUGUUGCCCCGACUUUUGACUCCUCCUCCACGGUGGUCUUCAUCCUUGUGAGCAUAGCAGUAAUCGUGUUGGUGAUCUUGACCAUGACAGUGCUGGGACUUUUCAAACUCUGCUUCCACAAGAACCCUUCCUCCAGGACAAGGAAAGAAGCUUUGGACUCACGGGGUGUGGAAAGAAAUGCUGAGGCCACUGCUUUGAGCCCCAGUUCUGCACAUUGCACUGACAAUGGGGUGAAGGCUGGGGACUGUGGUCUGCGAGACCGAGCUGAGGGUGCCUCCCUGGCUGGGUCCUCACUUGGCUCAGGGGACACCUAGGGGAAGAACCCAAUGGACAUGUCUUGUGUAGACUUUCAGUUCCAAUAAACUGGGAGAGAAGAGAUUUCUGUCAUGAUGGUUCCUACAGAAGUUCUCCUUCCCAUAAAUGAAUUCUCUUUACUCCACCAGGUUGCUGAAUCUGCAAAGCACAUUCAUUCCCUGAAAGUGGAAGAGGUGGUGGUGGGCCUUAGGCUGGUACUGGAGGGCAGACUGGAAAAUGGAAGAAGGCAUUUUCCUGGGUUCUGGGGAAAUUUGGAGAAAUGCUUAGUUCAAGUAUUGAAAGCACAGAAAAAACAAAAA
Microtus ochrogaster (prairie vole) is the source of this 1881-nucleotide messenger RNA. RefSeq names its product C-type lectin domain containing 14A (gene Clec14a). Bases 103 to 1581 code for a protein of 492 amino acids. The transcript has a single exon. Gene Ontology annotation, cellular component: external side of plasma membrane; extracellular matrix. Lineage: Eukaryota; Metazoa; Chordata; Mammalia; Rodentia; Cricetidae. Gene Ontology annotation, molecular function: extracellular matrix protein binding; extracellular matrix binding. Gene Ontology annotation, biological process: cell migration. The record is from RefSeq and is a predicted model, not a curated record.